Molecule: messenger RNA, 733 nt
Organism: Cyprinus carpio (common carp)
Lineage: Eukaryota; Metazoa; Chordata; Actinopteri; Cypriniformes; Cyprinidae
Gene: npvf
Product: neuropeptide VF precursor
Biological process (GO): neuropeptide signaling pathway; negative regulation of gonadotropin secretion
Molecular function (GO): signaling receptor binding
Source: RefSeq, a predicted model, not a curated record
UGAUUGUAAGAUGUCCUACUUCACUCUUCUCUCUUUAGCCUUUGGCAUCCUGAGCAGCUUCAUGCUGAGGGAGGUUACGGCUCUCAGAUUGCCACUUCCUGAUGACAGGGAUCCCAAUAGAUUUACAUGGGGACAGUUUCCUGAGAACACUCAAGAGAUUCCCCGGAGUCUGGAAAUAGAAGACUUCUCUCUCAAUGUAGCCCCAACCAGCAGCCGUGUCAGCUCUCCCACCAUCCUGCGACUUCACCCUAUAAUAAAAAAACCAACACACCUGCAUGCCAACCUCCCACUUCGCUUCGGGCGGGAUGCACAGACGAGCGCAAGGGACCGCGCUUCUAAGUCUACUAUCAACCUCCCUCAGCGCUUCGGCCGGUCCUGCACUAUGUGUGAGCGCUCAGGGACUGGACCCUCAGCCACCCUGCCGCAAAGGUUUGGGAGGGGAAACAUAUUCACUUCAGACCCUUUCCGUGCAUUGACUCUCUACACACGCACACCUGAAUCACCAUUUCCAAAAGAAAGCACUCAAGUCCACGACUACAUGUUUGAAACAGAAGAUUCAGAAGAAACUGUAAAGAGAACAGACUACACAGCUUUAGACUAAUGAAGCCCACAAAACAACAGCUGUUUAUGAGAGAUGUUUUGUUCACCAGUUUCAUGAAUUUCCUAUUCUCUUCAUGCAUUUGCAUCUGUACUUGCCUGCUUGUAAAUUGUUUGAUUAAAUUAUGAAUAACAC